UUCUUACUUGCACUAAACCUUUACGGGCACCUUUUUAUAUAAGUAAACGCAAAGUUAUUAUUUUUAGAAUAGAAUUAAAACAGAAAACAGAAACAGAAGAACUUAAGGUGUUAUCUCAUCUAUGAUCUAUGGCUUUCUUUUACAUGAAGAUGAUGAACAGUGAGUGCACCCAUGUGUCGAACCCAUCACGAUUGUUUUUAGGGACAUCAACGCCAUUAAAUUCACUUGACUCAAAUCCGAACCCGAAUCCGAGAUCCAUCAACAAAAACCGGGUCCAAAUCCCCCACGCCAGUCAUCGCGCCUCUUCAUAUGUUGCUUCUUUUGCUGCUUUUGCAAUGCUGACUCGAAGUGUCGCGAAUGAUGUUCUAACCGUCGGUAAAGAACUACGUACCCUCGCAGACGAAUUCAUCCCACGAGAGUAUCAAGAUUACUACAUCCACGAAAUGAAAAAGAUCAUCCGUAACAAAGAUAGCGAGUUCACAAUUGUCAUAGACGAAUAUCAAGCACAAUCCAACACCGCAGAUGAAAUGUAUCAAGCAGUUGCAACUUAUUUAGGCACUAAAGUGAAUGAAUCAUGUAUUCGAAAGGUUAAUGUGUGCAAAAACAAGGAAGCAUUGACUAUUACUAUGAACGAAGAUGAAGAAAUCAUCGAUGAAUUCGAUGGGAUUCAAGUUAAAUGGAGAUCUACAACAAAAACCGAAGUAGCUAAUGUACAAUCAGGAUUGAAAUCUUACGAGUUAACUUUCCACAAUCGACAUAGAUGCAAGAUCCUUGAGUCAUACUUGCCGUUCAUUUUGAAGCGAUCUGAUGAGAUAAAAUCCGAAGAAAGUGGAUUAAAGCUUCAUAUGAUCGACGCCGAUUAUAAUGAGUCAAAAACUGUCAUUAUUGAUAACCCGAUGACCUUCAAAACCCUAGCAAUUGAGCCGGAGGUAAAGAAGAUGAUUAUGGAGGAUUUAAACAAUUUUAAAGAUGGAAAGGAAUACUACCGAAGGAUCGGUAAGGCAUGGAAGCGAGGUUAUCUGGUCUACGGUUCUUCUGGCACAGGAAAAUCCAGCUUGAUUGCAUGCAUGGCUAAUUAUUUAAACUACAAUAUCUACGACAUAGAUCUUACAGAGGUUGAUUCAGACUCUCAACUUAAAAACAUUUUGCUAGAAAUGCCUAGCAAAUCGAUACUUGUGUUUGAAGAUUUCGAUCAACUUAAAAAUCAAAUAGGAGAAAAGACUUUUUCGAGAUUGUUUAACUUUAUGGAUGGGAUUUGGUCGUGUUGUGGAGAAGAACGAAUCUUUAUUUUCACGACCAAAUCUAUAAAUGCACUUGACCCUACAUUACUUCGUCCAGGACGAUUGGACAUGCAUAUUCAUAUGUCUUAUUGCACAUUUUCAGCAUUCAAACAGCUGGCUUUUAACUAUUUGGAGCUCGAAGAUCAUCGACUCUUUAAAAGAGUCGAAGAGUUGUUGCAAAGUGUAAACGCCACACCUGCUGAAGUUGCGGGAGAGCUUAUGAAGUACAAAAAGGAUGUGACUAUGUCACUCGAGAAACUUAUUGCCUACCUUGAGAAAAAACAAGGUUAUAACAUGUGACACAUGCCUAUUGACUACGAUAUGUCGUGUUAUGUGAAUAUAGUCGAUUAGUAGUUUUACAACAUACAAAAACGAUAGUUUUAUGGGACAAUGUCGUAAGAUACUAACAUUUUUCAUUUGCUCAAUUGUUCUGUAUUUUUCGUACAUAACUAGUUAUUGUAUUUAUUUAUUUUUUUAAAAAAGGUCGGUUAGGCGAUAUAAUUGAAAACAA
Lactuca sativa (garden lettuce) is the source of this 1791-nucleotide messenger RNA. Its product is annotated as AAA-ATPase At3g50940. Gene Ontology annotation, molecular function: ATP binding; ATP hydrolysis activity. Lineage: Eukaryota; Viridiplantae; Streptophyta; Magnoliopsida; Asterales; Asteraceae. The record is from RefSeq and is a predicted model, not a curated record.